Messenger RNA from Gavia stellata (red-throated loon), 1161 nucleotides. RefSeq names its product Wnt family member 5A (gene WNT5A). Lineage: Eukaryota; Metazoa; Chordata; Aves; Gaviiformes; Gaviidae. Bases 4 to 1161 code for a protein of 385 amino acids. The transcript has 5 exons. Gene Ontology annotation, biological process: canonical Wnt signaling pathway; cell fate commitment; neuron differentiation. Gene Ontology annotation, molecular function: cytokine activity; frizzled binding. Gene Ontology annotation, cellular component: extracellular region. The record is from RefSeq and is a predicted model, not a curated record.
GCAAUGGAGAAAUCCACUGCAGUAUUAAUCCAAGGAGGUGCUUUGGGGACAGUUGGCAGUACAAUGGCUUCUCAGUACCUCAUAGUGGCUCUGGCCGUUUUCUCCUCUUUUACCCAGGUUGUAAUAGAAGCCAGCUCUUGGUGGUCUUUAGGGAUGAACCCUAUGAACCCCAUGAACCCUGUUCAGAUGUCAGAGGUAUAUAUAAUAGGAGCCCAGCCACUAUGUAGCCAGCUAGCAGGGCUUUCCCAAGGACAGAAGAAACUCUGCCAAUUGUAUCAGGACCAUAUGCAGUUCAUUGGCGAGGGUGCAAAGACGGGCAUUAAGGAAUGCCAGUAUCAGUUCAGACAUAGAAGAUGGAAUUGCAGCACUGUGGACAACAACUCUGUUUUUGGCAGAGUCAUGCAGAUAGGCAGCCGGGAGACGGCGUUCACCUACGCGGUGAGCGCAGCUGGGGUGGUCAACGCCAUGAGCCGUGCCUGCCGGGAGGGCGAGCUCUCCUCCUGCGGCUGCAGCCGAGCAGCGCGGCCCAAGGACUUACCCCGGGACUGGCUUUGGGGUGGCUGCGGGGAUAACAUCGAAUAUGGAUACCGCUUCGCCAAGGAGUUCGUUGAUGCCCGUGAGCGUGAGAGAGUUUACCAGAGAGGCUCCUACGAGAGCGCCCGCAUCAUGAUGAACCUGCACAACAACGAGGCCGGGAGAAGAACUGUGUACAACCUGGCUGACGUGGCCUGUAAGUGCCACGGUGUCUCUGGUUCCUGUAGCCUGAAGACCUGUUGGCUGCAGCUUGCCGAUUUCCGCAAGGUAGGCGAUGCCCUGAAGGAGAAAUACGAUAGCGCUGCUGCCAUGAAACUCAACAGCCGGGGCAAGCUGGUGCAAGUGAACAGCCGCUUCAACGCACCCACCAUCCACGACUUGGUCUACAUCGAUCCCAGCCCUGACUACUGUGUGCGCAACGAGAGCACCGGGUCCCUGGGCACCCAGGGCCGCCUUUGCAAUAAGACCUCGGAGGGCAUGGAUGGCUGCGAACUCAUGUGCUGUGGCCGGGGGUACGACCAGUUCAAGACAGUGCAGCGAGAGCGUUGCCACUGCAAGUUCCACUGGUGCUGCUACGUGAAAUGCAAGUUGUGCACAGAGAUCGUGGACCAAUUUGUGUGCAAAUAG